CCCGUGAUCUCUAUCAUACGGCGGCUGACUAUUUUAAAAAAAAACAUUUUUAUGAUGGCGGAGGACAGUGAAUCCGCGGCCAGUCAGCAGAGCCUGGAGCUAGACGACCAGGACACCUGCGGGAUAGACGGAGACAACGAGGAGGAGAAUGAGCAUAUGCAGGGGAGUCCAGGUGGAGAUUUGGGGGCCAAGAGGAAGAAGAAGAAGCAGAAGAGGAAGAAAGAGAAGCCAAGCUCGGGGGGAGCCAAGUCUGACUCUGCCUCUGACUCUCAGGAGAUCAAGAACCCUGGCUUGCCCAUUCAAAAGCUGCAGGAUAUCCAAAGAGCCAUGGAGCUGCUGUCCUGCCAGGGUCCUGCAAAGAGCAUCGACGAGGCAGCCAAGCACAAGUACCAAUUCUGGGACACUCAGCCUGUGCCGAAGCUAAAUGAAGUUGUGACGAGUCACGGGCCGAUUGAAGCUGACAAAGAAAACAUCAGACAGGAGCCAUAUUCCUUACCUCAAGGCUUUAUGUGGGACACUUUGGAUCUCAGCAGUGCAGAUGUACUGAAAGAGCUGUACACACUGUUAAAUGAAAACUAUGUGGAGGACGAUGAUAACAUGUUCAGAUUUGAUUAUUCACCAAGUUUUCUCAAAUGGGCUCUGCGUCCACCUGGCUGGUUACCCCAAUGGCACUGUGGAGUGAGAGUGUCCUCAAAUAAGAAGCUUGUUGGCUUCAUCAGUGCCAUCCCUGCAGAUAUACGCAUCUAUGACACGCUGAAGAGGAUGGUAGAAAUCAACUUUCUGUGUGUCCAUAAGAAGCUGCGUUCAAAGCGUGUUGCUCCUGUGCUAAUAAGGGAGAUCACACGAAGGGUGAACUUAGAAGGAAUAUUUCAGGCAGUAUACACAGCCGGAGUGGUACUUCCUAAACCUGUGUCUACAUGCAGGUAUUGGCAUCGUUCUUUGAAUCCCAGAAAGCUUGUGGAAGUUAAAUUCUCCCACCUGAGCAGAAACAUGACCCUGCAGAGAACCAUGAAACUCUACAGACUACCAGAUAGCACCAAGACUCCAGGUCUGCGGCUGAUGGAGAGGCGUGACAUCCGCCAGGUCACCGAGCUGCUACAAAAAUACCUGAGACGUUUCCAGCUGGCACCCUCUAUGGGAGAGGAGGAAGUGGCUCACUGGUUUUUGCCACAGGACAACAUAAUUGACACAUAUGUAGUAGAGGGUGCUGGUGGUGUGCUGACAGAUUUCACUAGUUUCUACACUCUGCCCUCAACUGUGAUGCAUCACCCUCUCCAUAGGAGCCUGAAGGCUGCUUACUCUUUUUACAACGUUCAUACACAAACUCCGCUACUGGACUUAAUGAAUGAUGCACUGAUCCUGGCUAAACUGAAAGGUUUUGAUGUGUUCAAUGCCUUGGAUCUAAUGGAGAAUAAGGUGUUCCUGGAGAAGCUCAAGUUUGGCAUAGGAGAUGGAAAUCUGCAGUAUUACCUCUACAACUGGAAGUGUCCACCCAUGGACCCUGAUAAGGUUGGCCUCGUCCUUCAGUAGCAGUUCUUUUCACGGCUGCUAAACAAAAUACUGAUCGAGAGGUUUUCAGCAACCUCUGGCUAUUCCUUACCUGGACAUACAGGUAGCCCAAGCUAGACAAUGAGAACUCCAACUGUAAAACCAAGCUGGUGACCGGGAGGCGGUUCACCUGGCACUUGUGUCAUCAAGAACAUUCUCAGUUCACCUGGAGGUGAAAACUCUUAAAUCAUCAACAUCCUGAAUGUGAAGUCAUGCUAUGCCUGAGAUACUCAUACAGUACAAUGCUCCUGACAUGAACACUCUCAUUUAAAACACACCGGUUUGACAUUCAAGAGGAUGCCUUUGACAUUUGUGAAUUUCGUUUCGCUCUUCCUCAGCAGACGGGCGUGUCAUUUGAUUUCAGUGAUAUGAAAAUAUGUAAAUGAUAAUCAGCAAGUAAACAUGGCCAGGUAUAAUUAGCAACUUUUCUAAUUUUAUUUGUCCUCUCCGAACAAGUAAUUAUUGUACCCCAAUUGCAAAUGAACGAUUAUUUUUUUUCCCAUCUGUUCUUAUAUCAUUGUGGUCCAAAGUGUCUCUGUUGGCUGCUUUGGGGCCUCAGUAGAAUUUCUGGAGAAAAAACGUUUAAAUCACAAACAACAAACAUUUUCACACAUGUAGAGACAUAAACGCUGUCAAACAACACACAAAAAGGAAGGACUCAUCCAACAGGUGCAUUGAGAUACAUGUUUUUGUUAAAAAUAUAUAGUUACCUGUACAUUUAAAGCCAGAUCAUAUUUAUUCCUGUAGUGUGAGUUUGGGGUUUGGGAGGGCUGAUCCAAAGUAUUUUCCUCAUACGUAGUGUAGAUGUCACCGAGUUUGUUCAGACAGUGUGGGUUUACCUGGCUUUUGAUGAAGAAUGUAUUGCAUCAAUGAAGCACAAUUUUUGAGUUCUUAAACAAGGAAAAGGGUCUUUAAAGGGUCAGUUAGCCCAGAUUUCAAAAGAGAUGGGUUGCUGUAUAUAGUCUUUUUUUUUUUUUAUAAAAGAUGUGAGCUGUUUCUACAUUAUAAACCUGUUUCAAGAGAUGGAUGAAUUUUUAAUAGAACGCUCAAGCAAUGUGUUAUUUAGUUAUAUUCACCGAUAUGUUACAUGAUGCAAUUUUUUCAAAAUAACAAGCAGCACAGAGUUAAUUGCAGCGAUCAGCGAUAAGCCGUGCAGUUAGCGAGGCUGUUAAAUAAGAGAGACACAGUAAUCAUAGCUAAAUUAAGUAAGGAAGAUAUCCUCAGUGCACAAGCAGGACAAUGAAAAUUGAAGUCGCAAAGGUCGGGAAACACACACACACAGAGACACAAAUGUAAAUGAUACAUUUGCGUGUCAUUUACAGAGUAAAUUUGACUUUCAUUUUGUACUAAAAGGUUUUCAAAAUGAUCAGUGCUUCUGUCUAGAGGCAGUUUUCUAAUGUAGAAAUAGCUCAUUUGAAAAUUUGAAAGAGUCCAUGUCCUCAGUUAAAUCAAAUUUAAAACAGUCAAGGUCAAUUUUAUUUUGUUAAUUGAGUCAUUGCCGCUCAGAUCACUUGGAGAGAACUGAUCAGUUACUAUCCAUCCACUCACCUGCAGUAGGAUGCCAAAUGUGUGCUGAAAAACAAAGCAAAUUGAGCACAACACUCAAAGGGUCUGAAGGAGGAAUUUCCAGCAGCAUGCAGUCAGAGUACAGUGGCUGAAUCAACAAAAGCCUGUAUCAGUAACCGCAUCAGUUUGAAAUGUGAGCUUUUCCAGGUCCGAUUUCAUUGUCUUCUAUUUGUUUUGUUUUGUAAUGGUACUGUAUUUUAUGUGUGUCCGGAAAAAAUACUGUAGGUUAUUUUUUUAGUGUGUUGUGCAGCUAAAUGCGUGAAACGGUUCUGAUAUUUAUAAUUGUACUUUGGAAAAUGUCUUAAGGCAUAAUUAUCAUUCUUCUUUCCAGUUUUUCCCUAAACAUUUCCGGUUAAAUAGGCGACUUCAAAACUGAUUUUUGUGGGUUUGGAGUAUCCGGCAGUUCACUGUGCUCGACUGAGCAGGAUGAGCAUCUUUGAGGAAGAACUGUUGUCAGACCACUUGUUCUGUGGUGGUUUACCCAAAAGGGCAAAAAAAAAAUUUUUUUUAAAUGAUCUUUUUGAUCUGAGUUUGUUACUUUGUGUUUGAUGUUCCUGUUCACGUGGCUCUGCAUAACUUAAGAGGUAAAGAGGCUGCUGCCGUUUUUGUUGUUGAUUUUUCUGUAUGUGAUGUGAUUUUCUUCUCAUCCCUUUAUAAAUUAGCAAGAAACGAACCAAUGGACAGUCAGCGCUACAGGGUUCAAAGUUUUUUUUGUAUGUUUUUUUUUUAACCAUUGAAAGGUUGAAUGAGUUACAUUCGCAGAGACAGAAGAUACUGGGGUUCCUUUAACUCUGAACAUGGGUUACUGAGUCAACUGUGUGCCUCAUGGAUGUUGGUAGUCACGGAUGUGUUGCCUGCAGCUGUUUGAAUGAACUUUGAGCAUGUCAGUUUUGCUGCCGUGUUGAUUUUAGCGUUGAUGUUACUAGCCACACCCUUUAG
Toxotes jaculatrix (banded archerfish) is the source of this 4053-nucleotide messenger RNA. It is a transcript of the gene nmt2, whose product is annotated as N-myristoyltransferase 2. The transcript is spliced from 12 exons. Bases 52 to 1530 code for a protein of 492 amino acids. Gene Ontology annotation, molecular function: glycylpeptide N-tetradecanoyltransferase activity. Gene Ontology annotation, cellular component: cytoplasm. The record is from RefSeq and is a predicted model, not a curated record. Lineage: Eukaryota; Metazoa; Chordata; Actinopteri; Toxotidae. Gene Ontology annotation, biological process: N-terminal peptidyl-glycine N-myristoylation.